This is a messenger RNA of Penicillium cinerascens, 1455 nucleotides long. RefSeq names its product esterase-like/phytase family protein. The transcript is spliced from 4 exons. The record is from RefSeq and is a predicted model, not a curated record. Lineage: Eukaryota; Fungi; Ascomycota; Eurotiomycetes; Eurotiales; Aspergillaceae. The coding region runs from base 1 to 1455 and encodes 484 amino acids.
AUGAAGUCGACUCUGGUGGUCUCACUGCUGGCCGUGGCUGCGAGCGCCGCCGACGUUGUCAAUCAGACUACAUGUGCCGGUACGACUUACAAGUAUACCGGGCUGGCUGGCUACGGGUUCGUUCCGUCCAACGCGACGGAUAAGUACGGCGACACGAUUGGUGGUAUCGGUAGCUCUGUUGCCAUUGACUCGUGUUCCUGGCGCUCGAGACAUGGCGCCUAUCAUGGCACGGUCUAUACGCUCCCGGACCGCGGCUGGAACACCAAUGGAACCCUCAAUUACCAAAAUCGAAUUCAUAAAUUCGCCAUUUCGCUCAAGCUAGCUCCCCACGCGUCGGUUAAGAACCCCUCCGACCCCAACAUCCGCCUGGAAUAUCUCGACACAAUCCUCCUGACCGGACCAUGCGGCGAGCCAACAACUGGCUUAGAUGCUGACUUUACCGGGUAUGGAUCAUACGACGGAUUCCCGCCUCUUCCCGUAGCAACCUACACUGGAAAUGGAUUUGGCGGCCCCGGCAAAGGGGGUCGCAGGAUCUCUAUCGAUCCAGAGGGACUGGCACUAGACCCCCGAGACGGCGGGUUCUGGGUAUCCGACGAGUACGGUCCUUACAUCUACAAAUUUAGUUCCAAGGGACGCAUGGAGCUGGCCAUCCAACCCCCACAAGCAUAUCUCCCUCGGCGCAACGGCACCCUCAGCUUUAACUCAAACUCGCCACCUCUAUACGAUCCGGAGGAAGUCCCGAUUCCCGAGAACACCGUGACUGGCCGUGCGAACAACCAAGGCCUCGAGGGUCUUACCAUUUCCCCGGAUGGAAAGACGCUCUACGCGCUUAUGCAAUCAGCUCUCGACCAGGAGGGCGGACCUGCGAAGCAAACCAAACAGCCUGCUCGCAUGAUCGCGUAUGACAUCUCCGGAAAAAAGCCAAAGUACAUCCAUGAAUGGGUCGUGAUGCUGCCCAAGUACUUUGACUAUACAUCCUCGAAAGCCAUCCUGGCGCGCGACUCCGGCUUCGGACACGGAAAAGACGAGAGCCUGUCCAUGUACCGUCAAGCAGAUGUGUUUUCCGUGCUGAAAAAGAGAGUAAACGCCACCGAUUUGAAGGGAUUGAAAAAUUACGAUACCGCGACUGGCGCUAUUCCUUCUUCCGAGGGCGUGCUCAAUUCGGAUAUCACCCCGGCCGAGUAUUGUCCGUUCCUGGACUUCAAUGUCAACUCGGAGCUCGGAAAGUUCCGUCUUCAUAAUGGCGGUGCGCAGGACCAGUGGCUUUUGAACGAGAAGUGGGAGUCUUUGGCUCUUGUGCCUGCUGGUGGGAGGGGCGAGUAUUUCCUGAUUAGUUUCAGUGAUAAUGACUUUAUUACUCAGGAUGGGCAUAUGAACUUUGGCAAGUUCCCUUACAAGGAUGAAUCUGGAUACAACGUUGACAACCAGGUUCUGGCUUUCAAGGUGAAGUUCUAA